Molecule: messenger RNA, 1085 nt
Organism: Heterobasidion irregulare TC 32-1
Lineage: Eukaryota; Fungi; Basidiomycota; Agaricomycetes; Russulales; Bondarzewiaceae
Exons: 5
Coding region: 1-993 (330 amino acids)
Biological process (GO): transport
Molecular function (GO): transmembrane transporter activity
Source: RefSeq, a predicted model, not a curated record
AUGCCCCUCCUCGCCGGCUUUAGUAUCAUAACUUUCCUACUAUUCUGUGUCUUUCUGUCUCUAUUUCUUCUGGUAUCGGUACCUCUUACGGGAACACUCGUGCGUUUGAGGGCGAAUUACAAUCCUAAGGGGCUGCAAUUGGACCCUGAAGAUGGUGUUCAACCGCAUACUGGCCCGGUCGUCACAGGCUUCUUUACCAUGAUGGGCAGGGUGCGAAGGCUAGAGGGUUGGGCAGGACUGUACAAAGGAUUGAUGCCUACACUUUUGUCCAAUGUAGCUCUCAUGCUAUUUUCGGUGCUGUUCCUCGAUGCAUCUCCUUCGAGCCCUCGCAAUCACGGUGUUUACAACGCACCGAACACAAGUCCAUUGGGCGUUGUCGCUUACUCCGCAUUCCUAAUGUUCAUCUCCCUGCCUGUUGUCAUAAUCACAUAUCGGGCAGUCACUACUCCACACCGUCUGCCUUACCUCGGACCUUUUUACUCCCUGAGGAUUCUACUCACGCCGACCGAGCGUCGCCGACCGUGGAUCCUCUACCUUACCCCCGGCCUUCUCCCUGCUGAAAUCUUGCAUAUUGUUUAUGUUGUGCUCGGCCUUCGCACGCUGAGACACCUGCUCCUCCCCGCCUUGUCGGGUCCAGAGCCGCCUCGUCCCGAAGACAUUUCGACCACUAAACUCCUCAUCUAUCUUGUCUUCGUGAUAAUGAGCACCAUUAUAUUAUGCCCUCUGGAGGUUAUUGCCACCCGAUUGGCCGUCCAGCGCAACCACGCUUCUGCAGAGUACAAUUCAGUCUCUCAAGAAGAAGAAGAGGAUGUCGAUGAUGUAGCAGACUACUACGGCGCAGAAGAAGACGUAAUUGGACUGAGAAGUGAGAUGGAUCCAUACCUCGGUCUCGUUGACUGUGGAAAGAGAAUUCUGAUUGAGGAAGGAUGGCGUGCUCUCUAUCGGGGAUGGUGGAUCACGUUGUUGUUUGGUUCAUUCGGUGCUUUCUCGUAAACCAGGUCCGGGUCCAUUGCUAUAUUCUUGUAUAUAUUUCAAGAAAUGGUGCAGACUGAAAAUACAGCUAUCAUAACCAUCAUCCAUUCUUG